AUGUAACCUUCAUUCAAAUAUCCAACUCCAUCCAAUUUACAAUACUUACAAUAAGAAAUUAUUGUAGAGAAUGAGGUAAAUUCUAAUAUAAUUAUAUAAGAUUCCAGAAUUAGAUACUUUUGAAGAAUUUUGUAGCAAUAUUCCUGAUUAAGACAAUCAAAACAUGAACUUGUCAAAAUAAUCUCAAACUCAUAAUUCAUAGUUAAUCUAUAUUGAUUAAUAAUAAAGACAUGAAUCUAAAUUGUCAGAAUAAUAUCAAUCAAUUGAUUCUAGGGAGUAAUAGGGCAAAUCAAAAAUACAUAGUUAGCAAAGCGAAGAAAAUUAAUAAAUAACAUAUAUGCAAUUUUAUGAAUUUAAUCCUUAAAGCAUAAUAUCAGACACUAUUAAUUAAAGAGCUGAUAAAUAAUAAAGUUACUAAGAUACAAUGGCAGAACCCCCAGCUCCAUAAAAUAAAAAUACAACUAAAUUCUGUUUUCCAUCGAAAGUGAACGGUUUCAACAAUUGUAAAUGAUUAAUUAAAAUAUAUAGUAAAGAAAUAGUUAUGUAUCAAUCAAGACAUUUAGAACAACAAUAAAAAUCAAAGUAAUUCUGAAUAGACUGUUUUAAAAAAUUAAUCUUUAUCAGAAAAUAAGAAUACUAUUGAUGAUGAUUUAAGAAAAUAAAUUACUUAGCUUAAUAAAGAAAAAAUUUAGAUUUAAAUACAAUUUUAAUAAUAAAUGAAACAGUUAUUUGAAAAUAAUUAAUAUUUAGAAUAGUAAUUGAUUGAAUAAAAAUAAUAAACUGAAACAUUGAAUUCUGAUAAAUUGAUUUUAUAAUCUCAAAUAGAUAUUUUAUCAAAAAGAUAAAGUGGAGAUAAAAAUUUAAUGUUUGAUAUAAAUGAUAAUGUAUCAAUUAAAUUGACAUAUAAUGAAAAGAUUUAAUAUUUAAUUGAAAAAUUAAAUUAAAAAUGCUAAGAAAAUGCACGUCUUUAAUAUGAAAUCAUAUUGUUAUAAAAUAAUGUACAUUUUAAACUAAAAGUUAUUAGAUUGAAUUAUUCGAAACUUCAAAGAUUUUAUAAUUAACAAAUAAUAAUCUAUUAUCUCUAGAUCCAGCAAAAAUUUCCUAAUAAAAUAAUUCUCCUUAACCGUAAUCAUAGAAUAGAGCAUAAUCAUUAAGUAAAGAUAGUAGAACAAGUCUAUUUACUUAAUAAAAAUAACCAUAGAAUAUUAGAAUAAAUAAUCCAGAUGAUAGUAAAAAUAUAGUAAAUUUGUAAUAAAACAUAUAUAAUAUAGAUCUGCUAUGAUAUCUCCAUUAUCUAAAUGUGCCUAAAUUAUUUAAUAAAAGUAAUUAAAUUAAAAGAUAUCAAAAAAUACGUAAUAAUUUCAAGAAGAUGUUUAAUUAUAGAAAAUGCAGUAAGAAUUAUUUCUAUUAAUAUAGUACUAAGAAUUCUACAUCUGUUGGAGAAUUGAUCUCUAUAAAGUCAGAUGACAUCAAUUAUUCUAAUAUAAUUAAUAGAAUUCUUAGAAAGGAAUCAUAUUCAAUAUCAUCUCCUGAUGGUAGAGCUACCUAAAAAUUCAAAUUGGCUUUAAAUGAAAAAUUAAACAAUCUAUAAUAAGACAGCUCUAAAUCUUAUGGUAGUUUAUUAUUCUCUUUAGAAUAAUAGAAACUAAAAGAAACUAAUCAUUGUUUAAGGCAAAUUUCUCCAAAAAGAGAGAAAAAAAAGUCUAAAUAGUAAUUUUAUAUAUAUACUAGACUAUUCGGUUUUAUGAAUUAAUAAAACUCAAGGAAAUAAUCAGAUUUACUAAAAUCAGAAGAAUCUCAUCACACUGAUUUCGGAAGAAGAUCUGAAAAGUAUAAUCAAUUAAUUUAAUUAAGAAAUUAUGGAAUUGAACCAAAUGUUGAAAUAAUAUAAUUUAUGAAGGAAAUUCAACAUAAAAAAUCAGAUAGUAAUUUUAUUAUAUAUUCAUUUAAUAGUCUCGAAAAAUAUUAAAUAAUUAAAUCCUGGUGCAUUAUUAACAAAGCCUUUAAUUACAGACAUAAAGGAAGUUAAAAUUAAUCGUUAAUAAAAAUUUUGA
Paramecium sonneborni is the source of this 2054-nucleotide messenger RNA. NCBI's taxonomy places the organism in Eukaryota, Ciliophora, Oligohymenophorea, Peniculida, Parameciidae. The record is from the annotation of a GenBank genome assembly.